This is a messenger RNA of Betta splendens (Siamese fighting fish), 5784 nucleotides long. RefSeq names its product tensin-3-like. The record is from RefSeq and is a predicted model, not a curated record. NCBI's taxonomy places the organism in Eukaryota, Metazoa, Chordata, Actinopteri, Anabantiformes, Osphronemidae. The coding region runs from base 484 to 4632 and encodes 1382 amino acids. Gene Ontology annotation, molecular function: phosphatase activity; protein binding. Gene Ontology annotation, biological process: dephosphorylation. The transcript is spliced from 27 exons.
GCGUGGAGCAGAGGUGGGAGGCCGCAGACGGGGGAGGCCGCGUGGAAAGGGGAGGGAACAAGCGAGACAGCCGUGGCAGCGCGGUGGGAGGACCGUCCCACGCCAGGACUUCAGCCUGCACCGGAGGAGGCGUAUGCUGGGGGUCUGAGACGCGGCAGCGGCAGCAGCGGCGCGUCAGGGACCGAGCGAGAAGUUUGCGUUUUGCCCCAGAAAAGGGCGGAGGGCACCGGGUCCGGACCCGGGGAAGCGGAGCCCACGGAAGCGCGCCUCUGAUCCAGCGGAGAGCAAAUUCCAGCGGAGGAAAAAUGAGCCUCUCACUCAGCUCUGAGCCUGUGUGACGGACUGAGGGCUCUUUGAUUCGGGACUUUGCCCCACUCUGUCUCUCUCAGCAGCUCGGACGCACAAAGGAGAACCUGGGAGGAAGAAUCCGAGUGCGGGCUUUUAGUUUGAAAAGGGUUUUGAACAGUGUUCCGAGGUUUAAGGAUGGAGGAGGGAUAUGAACUGGACCUCACGUACGUCACGGAACGCAUCAUCUCCGUGUCCUUCCCCCGGGGUUGCUCAGAGGAGGUCUACUCGCACAACCUGAAGGACGUCACACGGAUGCUCAAAUCCAAGCAUGCGGACAAUUACCUGAUAAUCAACUUGUCAGAGAGAAGACAUGAGCUUACGAGAAUGAACCCCAAGACUCUAGAUACAGGUUGGCCGGAUCUGCACGCUCCACCUCUGGAUAAGAUCUGCACCAUCUGCAAGGCCAUGGAGAGCUGGCUCAACGCUGACCCGCUACACGUGGUGGUCAUACACUGCAAGGGCGGCAAGGGUCGAAUCGGCGUCGUCAUUUCCUCGUUCGUGCAUUUCACUGACGUGUCCGCCAGUGCUGAUCAGGCGUUGGACCGCUUCGCCAUGAGGAAAUACUACGAUGAUAAGGUCUCAGCGCUGAUGACACCCUCGCAGAAACGGUACGUCUGGAUCCUCAACAGCCUCCUGAGUGGAUCCAUGAAGAUCAACGCGUCCCCCGUGUUCCUGCACUGCAUCAUCGUUCACGGGAUACCGACCUUCGACGCCAACGGAGUGUGCCGGCCGUACAUCAAAGUUUACCAGGGCAUGCAGGCGGUGUAUUCAUCUGGCGUCUAUCAUAUUGGUCCAGGCCACAGAAACCGUGUCUGCAUCAGCCUGGAGCCUGCCCAGCUUCUAAAAGGGGACAUCAUGAUUAAAUGCUAUCACAAAAGUGACCCGAGUUCAGAGCGUGAGGUCAUCUUCCGCCUGCAGUUCCACACGGGAGCCGUGCAGGGCUACAACCUCAUGUUUGAAAAGGAGGACAUGGAGAUCGCCAACAAAGAUUCUAGAUUUCCAGAUUACGGUAAAGUGGAGUUGGUGUUCUCAGAGGGACCAGAGAAGAUCCCAGGUGCCGACAGGUGGCAAAAUGGAGCAGACGUGAUUGUGGACUACAACACAGCGGAUCCUCUGACACGCUGGGACUCCUACCAGAACCUCUGUGACGCCGAAGCGCCGCGCCCUCAAGGCCUAAGCCAGGACAAAGCGGCGAGCAAGAGGAGCCCCGGCGCCGCGGAGGCCACGCUGGGCCGAGGGGCCCGGACCACCACCUCCAGCCCCGACCACAGCGACCACGCGCUCUCUGUCAGCAGCGACUCCGGCCUGUCCAGCACGUCGCUGUGGGCGGACCGGCCCACGCCCACCGCCGCCACCGCCACCGCCACCGCCACCGCCGUUGGCAAGGCAACCCAGCAGGGCCCCAGCCAACAGGAGAAGGUCCAGCUGAAGCGCCUCCUGAGUGGCUUUGGACUCGAGGAGCCGUCGCUGGAGGAAAUGGAGGACCCAGGCCGCAGAGAGGGCAUCCAGCAGAUAGUCCCAGCUCAAGUGCACAUCAACGGGGACCCCCGUCCGAGAGAGAGGGAGACGGACAUCCUGGACGACGAGGUGAUCGCGAGUCACGAUCUGCACAGUGUCGACAGCCUGGGGACCUUGUCGUCGUCCUGCCACAAGAGCAGCCAGAACUCCCUGCUGUCCGACGGCUUCGGGAGUCCCGGAGGAGAGGAGCAGCAAGGCCAGCACCACCUUCACCAUCCGGCGUCCCCUCCCAUGGAGGAGUAUGACCGCGCCUUCUCCGACGCCAGAGGCAUGGGCCUGACCUCCAGGAGCAUCUCCGUGGCCUCCUCCGCUCCCAGCAGCGCCCCCAUUCCCAAGCACAACGUCUACAGACAGGGAAGCUAUUCCACGCAGUCCUGGGUCCGCCAUCAGCAGAUGGUGGCAGCUCAGCAGUUCGUCUACAUGCCGGAGGACGCGAGCGACGCAGAGGGGUACCCAGGGAACAAGCAGGUGGGCCGUUCGCCCAAAGCAGGGUUGCCCGCCGAGCUGCAGAGCUCGACAGCGGCGGACGCGGCGAAAGGCGCGGAGUCCCACGCGGAGCCGGCCGCGACGAACAGCGACAACAGCAACAGGAGGGACGAGGAGUUCAAGUCGCUAACGAAGGACAUCGACAACUCCAUCGACCAGCUCAACCAGCUGAUCAUGGACCUGGACCCCACGUUCGUGCCGGUGCCGGGCCGCAGCGGCUCCGUUAAGAAGAACGGCGGCGGCGGUGGCGCCGCCCGCGUCAACGGCUCCGGCGGCAAAUUCUCGAACGGCGUCGGCCUCCGGUUCGACGGUAAUAACACGGCGAGCCUGAAAAACACACAGCAGCCAGCCGUCCAGGCCGGCGAGGGGCGCGUGGGGGUCGCGCGGAGCCCGAGUCGACCGGGGUGCGAUGUCAUGGACGCCCCGGCCUUCUGCGGCUCAGCGUGGGGCGGGACGGAGGACUUCAGGGCCAAGCGGACGUACGGCCACUGCCUGCAGCGGCCUCAGCAUCCCACGUUAUACCGGAGCGACAGUGCCGAGUACAGGCCCCAGAGCUUGGACGGGGACGGUGGGCUCGAAGCCAGGAGUGACAUGACUCCACCCACUCCUGCCUUCCCCAUCUCUCCACCCACACCUUACGUGAAAAAUAUGGCGGAAGUGACUCAUCUCAUGCAGAUACCAUCUCCUAGCAUCCAGUCCUACGACGGCUACAGAAGCAACCAUGAACCCCAGGGAUAUUCCGAGAUGAUCAGUCAUGUUGGAGUUGGAAGCUUCCCAGACCCUUCCAUCAGCUGCCACAGGAUGCUAAGUGCCACACACUCGGCCUCGGCGGUUGGAAGUCUCCAGCGGGCUGACGGCUCCGUGAACCAGUGGCCGGAGCACCACAUCCUGAGCCGCAACUCCUCGCUGAGCAGCUACCCCUCGGCCAGACAUCCGCAGCAGCAUCCCGUGUCCCUGGACUACGGCCACCACUCGCCGCCUCUGCACCAUCCUCACAUCCACCCUGCCCCUAACGCCCACAGCUCCCCUCGAAGCAGCCAGCGGAGCCGCAUGGCCCGCUACGCCCUCAGCCGCAGCCCCGCUCGCAGCUUCGAGGAGCACGACGACUCUCAUUUCGGCUACGGCACAGACUGCCCGAGCUCCGCUCCGCCGGGAAACGGCGCCGCGGAGAAGGACCCUUUGACCCCCGUGGACGGGCAGAGUCAGGCCCAAAUGCAGCCGCCGCAGCUGCCCGAGAAGAAGCGGGCGUCGGACGGGGAUCUCUCGCUGGGGACGGCCUCCCCCGCCCUCAGCGGCUUCUCCAGCCCCCACAGCGGCAGCUCGCUCAGCAUUCCCUUCCCCAACGUCUUACCGGACCUGUCAGCUCAGACACCGGGCACAGCCUCCCCUCUGCCAGACGUACUGGCCACCAAGCAGGUCACUGUAAAAUUUGUACAGGACACGUCCAAAUUUUGGUACAAACCAGACAUCUCCAGGGAUCAAGCCAUCGCAGCCCUGAAGGACAAGGAGCCCGGCUGCUUCAUCGUGAGGGACAGCCACUCUUUCAGAGGGGCCUAUGGUCUGGCGAUGAAGGUGGCCACGCCCCCACCCUCCGUUCUCCAACAGCCCAAGAAAGGAGGCGACCUGGCCAACGAGCUGGUGCGCCACUUCCUGAUCGAGUGCACGCAUAAAGGGGUCCGCUUGAAGGGCUGCCCCAAUGAGCCCUAUUUUGGAAGCUUGACAGCACUGGUUUGCCAGCAUUCAAUCACUCCCUUGGCUCUGCCCUGUAAACUUAUUAUACCCGACAAAGAUCCUCUUGAAGAUGUUGUGGAGAAUACGUCACAGUCCGUCACCAACUCAGCUGCUGAGCUGCUAAAACAGGGCGCAGCCUGUAACGUGUGGUACCUGGGCUCCGUGGAGAUGGAGUCGCUGACAGGCAGCCAGGCGGUGCACAAGGCCACCACUAUGACCCUUAACGCCGACCCCCCGCCCACUUCCACCGUGGUCCACUUCAAAGUCUCGUCCCAGGGCAUCACCCUUACUGACAACCAGAGAAAGCUGUUCUUCAGGAGGCAUUAUAAUGUCAGUACAGUCAUAUAUUGUGCAUUGGACCCUCACGAUAGGAAGUGGAAAAAAGAUGGCUGCCCUUCAGCAAAGAUCUUCGGUUUCGUGGCGAGGAAGACCGGCACCGCCACCGACAACAUAUGCCACGUGUUCGCCGAGCACGACCCCGAGCAGCCGGCCAGCGCCAUCGUCAACUUUGUCUCCAAGGUGAUGAUCGGCUCCCAGAAGAGUAAGUAGGGACGCCUCCGCUGCCCUAGAAGGACUCUGAGUGAGAUUGGAUUGGAGGAAGGACAGUAUGGAUGAUGACCGCAUGGACGUCGACCCUGCUUCUUAACUGGACCUUGUGUAUAAAACAUUUACUGGCACCAGGACGUGUAGAAAUCCCCUGGUUUUUCGCUGGUUUUUGUAAAUUUGUCACUUAGGAAACACCAUAAGAAAUGUAUCCUUCUCCACAGUUUUAUACAGUUAUAUAUAUUUUAUCUCAACAUAUUUAAGUAACUACAACAAAGGCUGCUUUUCCUAUUCAUUUAUAGCGGAUCAUGAAAACUCACCUUGUGCUGCUCAUUGCAUUUCAGGCAGCAUCACCUUAGUCUGUCUAUGCAAUGUCAGUUUUAUUUUUUUUAAAUGUCACGUGACCUCUGAACCUGUUAAAUGUUUUUUGUUUCGUAAGAUAUUUGUGAAUAUGACCACUUAUAAAGCUGUUAGCAACAUUUCUGUGAAAGAGUGUGCAUAUAUGUGUCUGCGUGUGGUGAAAAGAGAGACGCCAUAGAAAGAGAUAUUUUAAUUAAACCCUUUAAUAUAUAUUGAAUUGAUUAGAGCUGGUUACGAUCACGUCAGUAGAGCUCCGUUCCACUGACGGCUGCCAAAUCCCACCUUGUUUUGUCUUUUUAUGGGGACACGUACCGUUUCUGCCGACAGCACCUCAGAACCAAACAGUAAAUUAUUGCAUGUCGUGUAUUAAGUUUGGAUGAAAAGCAAAUACAGGCCUAAAAAUGCCCCCCCUCCCUAUAGAAAAACUAACUAAUAUAGAGUUUCACAAACUCAUGUAGUCAUCAGUCAAUGACAUGCGCUGAACUCUGCUCUGGGAGGAGCUUGAGCCCUCGUGUACCAAACGAUGACCAACAAGAUCCUUCAUUUCAGCUUUUUGUGAACGUUUGUGAUUAGAAUUUUGUGCGUUUUUCCAGUACCACCACAAUAACUCAGUGAUGUUUUUACUUGCAUUUAUUAUUACGUUACCACUUUCGUGACCUAUUAUCUGUACCUCAUUCGUAUCCAACAUCGUGCCUCUGUUUAUAACAUGCUCCUCGUGAACAGUUUAUUUGUAUAUUGAGCUCUUGAGCGUUGUUCAAUGUUUUCUGUAAAUAAAAGGAAACAUUUUUGUAAUCUUGA